AUAGCCAGAGCACUUGUAGUUUGGCUACCGAGGACAUUGUUGGGAAAGCACGCCAACAGGUCCUUAGUUUCUUCAAUGCAUCACCAAGAGAAUAUAGCUGUAUAUUCACUUCUGGGGCAACAGCUGCACUAAAGCUUGUCGGUGAGACAUUCCCAUGGAGCAGUAACAGCAGUUUUAUGUACUCAAUGGAGAAUCAUAACAGCGUCCUUGGGAUUAGGGAGUAUCCUGAAUGGAUUAAACCUUUUCAUCAAAUUUUGUUACUUCUGCUGUCGAUUACUUUAUGAAAGCUUUCCUCUUUAGCAGUGUAUUUAGUUUCUUAAUCUACGGUACUACUUCCUGCUUCAAGUGCUACUCUUUUUCACUGAAAUACCGGUCCACCUAAUCAAAGGCUCCCGACGAUUCUAUAAAUUAUCAAUAUUUUCUUCAUGAGGAAGGCAUGAAUCUUUCCGGCUUUAUAUUUCAGCAAAUGAUCGCAUCUCUACCUGUCACUGCAUCGGGACCAUGCUAUCUUUGGACAUUUGAAAGAAUUACCACGAAUUGUAUGUGUUAUCGAUGAUGUUUCAUAUAUGCAGACCUGAUCUGUGGAUACGUUCAACACUGCCAUUGUUGCUCUUAUCGACUGAUGUUCUGAUGCGUUUAAUCAUGGUGGUUCUUUUUGAAGUUCUAUGAUUCCAUUCACUUCAAAAUCACUUGUUCCACACUUGCUGCUGAAGUGAGGUGUAGAACUCUACUGUUUAUCUCAUGGAUAUGAUUAUACAUGUUUCUGGUAGAAUUCACUGUACCUCCAAGGUUGACAUUGAAGAUACACAUGUUGGUGAAUCAGAAAGCCCACAGUCUAACUUAAAACUAACACAGCACCACAUUCAGAGAAGAAAUGAAGGUGGCGUUCUGAAAGAAGGGAUGACAGGUAACACAUACAACUUGUUUGCAUUCCCAUCAGAAUGCAAUUUUUCAGGUCGAAAAUUCGACCCUAACCUGAUUAAGAUUAUCAAAGAAGGGUCUGAAAGAAUCUUAGAAAGCUCCCAGUAUUCCAGAGGUUGCUGGUUAGUUCUGAUAGAUGCUGCUAAAGGAUGUGCUACCAAUCCACCAAAUUUAUCAAUGUUUAAAGCAGACUUUGUUGUGUUCUCAUUCUACAAGUUAUUUGGCUAUCCAACUGGCCUUGGAGCACUCAUUGUUCGAAAGGAUGCUGCUAAGCUGAUGAAGAAGACCUACUUUAGUGGAGGCACGGUGACUGCAGCUAUUGCUGACGUUGACUUUUUCAAAAGAAGAGAAGGUGUAGAGGAAUUUUUUGAGGAUGGAACCAUUUCAUUCUUGAGCAUAACAGCAAUUCAACAUGGGUUCAAAAUAAUUAAUAUGCUAACGACAUCUUCGAUUUUCCGGCAUACAACAUCAAUUGCAGCAUAUGUGAGGAAUAAGCUUUUGGCACUGAAGCAUGAAAAUGGAGAAUUUGUUUGCACGCUGUACGGGUUAUUAUCUAGUGAGAUGGGCCCCACAGUUUCAUUCAACAUGAAAAGACCAGAUGGAACAUGGUAUGGAUACCGUGAGGUGGAAAAAUUGGCAACCUUGGCAGGAAUUCAACUGCGGACAGGAUGUUUUUGCAAUCCUGGUGCUUGUGCUAAAUAUCUUGGUUUGUCACACUUGGAUCUUCUUUCAAAUAUUGAGGCUGGGCAUGUGUGCUGGGAUGAUCGUGACAUUUUACAUGGAAAACCAACUGGAGCAGUCAGAGUAUCUUUUGGUUACAUGUCAACAUUCGAAGAUGCCAUGAAAUUCGUCAACUUCGUGGAAAGUAAUUUUGUGAUAUCAUCUUUUAAUCGGUGUGCAUUGCAGCCAAGGUCCAUCUCUCUGCCAAUUGAAGGGAUUGCAGAAGCUGCUGCACGGCAUUUCCUCACAUCUAUUACUGUCUAUCCAAUAAAGUCUUGUGCGGGAUUUAGUGUGGAUCAGUGGCCUCUAACAUCUACUGGGUUAUUGCAUGAUCGUGAAUGGAUUCUCAAGAGCACAACCGGUGAAAUUCUUACCCAAAAGAAGGUUCCAGAAAUGUGCUAUAUCUCCACGCUGAUUGAUCUCAAUUUGGGGAAACUGUUUGUAGAGUCACCUCGUUGCAAGGAGAAAUUGCAGAUUGAACUCAAAUCCAGCUCACUGGUCACUGAAAGAGAUGAAAUGGAUAUCCAAAAUCAUAGAUAUGAAGUCACAAGUUACAACAAUGAGGUUGAUAUCUGGUUCAGCAGGGCGAUUGAUCGACCUUGCACUCUACUAAGAAAUUCCGAUUCCCAGAGUCACUCCUGCAUAAAUAAGAACGGGAGUCCUGGCAUGUGCAGGGAUGUUGGUGCUAGAUUGAAUUUUGUUAAUGAAGCCCAAUUUCUGCUGAUAUCUGAAGAAAGCAUAAAGGACCUCAACUCUAGGCUGAAAUCUAAUGGACGAAGGAGAAAUGGUGGACAAGCAGUACAAGUUGGUGUAAUGAGAUUUCGACCCAAUCUUGUAGCAUCUAGUGGUGAACCAUAUGCAGAAGAUGGAUGGAGCAAUAUAAAUAUUGGAGGCAAAUAUUUUAUGUCAUUGGGUGGUUGCAAUCGUUGCCAGAUGAUCAAUAUAAAUCCAGAGGCUGGGGAGGUGCAGAGGUUUACUGAACCUUUGGCAACUUUAGCAGGUUACAGGAGAGCAAAGGGGAAAAUAAUGUUUGGCAUACUGCUAAGAUAUGAGAAUAAUACGAAAACCGAGUCAGAUACAUGGAUUCGUGUGGGAGAAGAAAUAAUUCCAAAUGGAGAUAGGCAUUGAUUGUUUUUCGUGGAAGUUCCUAUUUGAGACUUGUAAGUAGUCACAACAGAGGUGAUACAAGUGUUCAAUAUUGUGAAGCAGCGCAAAAAACACUUGCUCUAGCCAGGUCAAUACAUCAAACUGUACUUUGUUGCUGUUCUCUAUCUGCAAAAGAGUAUGUUCUUCUAAAAGAACUCGCUAAGAUCUUCAUUCUUUGUAACCAGUACUAUUAUAAGCUAAUAAAUACCCAAUCGUAAUAUUAACUUCUUUGGGGCUGCGUAUAGUUUUAUGUGUAAGUUUUUAGUUUGUGUAGUGACUCGGUGUGCAAGUACAACCCAUGGAUGAUGCAAAAAUCCUCAGGACAUCGCCAUGAUCUUAUUAACAGUGCUUUCUCGAGAGUUGAGACCAAACGGGUGGAAAAGAUAGUGAACGUUGAAAGCUUUAUUCCUCUCAACUAUGAAGGUUAAUUAUGAAUGUACAUGUUAAUACUUAGCAAUAUUGGUGGAAUAAUAUGUUUGUCAUUUUGUUUUCACUCUUCGCAAAGGAACAAAGAAUCCAUUGCUCAAAUUUCAGAAGUAAAAGGAUAUACUACUAUCAAUUAUGUCUUGACUAAAGACUUUGACCUUUU
Solanum lycopersicum (tomato) is the source of this 3376-nucleotide messenger RNA. The record is from RefSeq and is a predicted model, not a curated record. Lineage: Eukaryota; Viridiplantae; Streptophyta; Magnoliopsida; Solanales; Solanaceae.